AUGAGCGGCGACAGGUUGCGCUCAUUCUGCCUCCCAGAGCCGAGUUCGUCAACUCAAUCUUCCCUCCCGGGUGCAAAACAGGACUUCUCCGCUAUUUUUGCCGCGCCGUCACAGACCACCAGUGCUGAAACCGAUCCCGCAGCCUAUUCGACCUACAAUUCGGAUAUCAAGGUUGCCCAAUCGUCAUCGGCCGAGGGACCUGGUGUGUUGCAUAGCCAGCCUUCGUCGGAGUCCGCUCGCCAUAUCGACUACAUCGGCUCGGGAGACGGCUAUCUGCAUAACCCAACCAGCCUGGGAACGAUGAACCAAACCCAGUCUUACAUGGACGUGCACUCGUCGCAUCUGGCCUCAGCGCCCCCAUAUACCACCCAAGCGGGACCGGUGGAAACACUGCCCCAUUAUCCUUACCAGCAGCCUCCUCUUUUGCAGCCCGGGCCAACUGCUUACGCUCCAACGACAAGCGCAUAUCAGUAUGGGUAUUCCAAUUCCACCACCUCCGGCCAACCCGUGAGCAACUCUCUCGCACCGCACAUGCCUGCGCAAAUCCUGCCGUUGCCUGCAAUGACCACUGCUCCGCCUGGCUAUCCUGGAUCCAACAACCAUGGUUCUCCAUACAACCCCCCACAUACCUUUGAUACCACCGGCCAGGUCGCUCCUCCGGGCAUGAAGCCAAGGGUUACGGCAACCUUGUGGGAGGACGAAGGUAGUUUGUGCUUUCAGGUUGAAGCAAAGGGUGUUUGCGUUGCUCGCCGCGAAGAUAACCAUAUGAUCAACGGCACCAAGCUUUUGAAUGUUGCUGGUAUGACGAGAGGAAGAAGAGACGGUAUUCUUAAGAGUGAGAAAGUUAGACACGUUGUGAAAAUCGGCCCAAUGCAUCUUAAAGGCGUAUGGAUCCCGUUUGAGCGUGCUCUUGAGUUUGCCAACAAAGAGAAGAUUACCGACCAGCUGUAUCCCCUGUUUGUGCACAAUAUCGGGGGACUCUUAUACCAUCCGUCAAACCAAACACGGCCAAAUUCGAUCGUUGCGGCUACAGAGCGGAGAAGACUUGAAGCCAGCCAACAACAGGGUCGUCCUAUUCCUGGACCCCCACCUUCUUUACAUCACCACCACUCGAUGCAUAAUCCCGUCACAUCGCAAGUCUCGCAGUCUUCCACUCCAGCACACAACUCUGUUGGCAGACCCAAUUUCGAGCGUGCUCACACGUUUCCUACCCCGCCUGCCAGCGCUUCAAGCUUAGUCGGCGUGACCACCCAAAGCAAUUCCUAUGAUUGGACAGGAAACGUGCAAAACUCUCAUCCUCUCUCUAUUGACACUGGGUUGGGGAAUUCGAGGUCGAUGCCUACAACUCCCGCAACGACUCCUCCAGGAUCUAAUCUCCAACCCAUGCAACCCUACCAAAACCAGCAGAGUUAUGACUCCAAACCCUAUUAUUCUUCUGCGCCCUCGAGUCACCCACAUUAUGCAUCACAUCAGCCCACUCAGCCCACUCCCCCCCAGAAUAUGACUAGCCAGGGGACUGCUGAAGUUUCUCAUGGUGCCACAGUUGGCGACGGAAACCAGGAGCACGAACCAGAAUUUAUAAACGAUACUAACGGCGCGUAUAAUGGUAAUCGUGGUUCAUACAGCUAUAAUACCAAUCCUUCCAACGGGAACAUGCAAGGGGAGCAGAACCAUGCACCCGACGUACCAAACUCGACUACCGCUGACAGGAUACUUUCUCGACCAAGUCAAGGCCAGUGGAGCUCAGGCUACUCGACACCCCGUCUUGGCCCGCCAAGUAGCCUUUACAACGUCGUGAGCGAUACGAGAAGCACGUCCAAUGGAAACAGCACAGAUGCGUAUUCCGCUCCGCCGAACAGCGCGCCGGUAUAUUCCUCUUCCGCUUCCUCUUUAAACGGCUCCACCAAGCGCUCCAGGGACGAUGACGAGCAGGACGAACCUCCACGGCCCGAGAGCCAAAAAUGCGACGUGAGCUUUGAGCACAAACGCCGAAAAACCCUAACGGAAAAUCCUGUUGGGGGGCCCGUUGGCAGCUCUGCCCUACCUCAUCAAACUCUCAAGAAUGGAAUUUCGUCUCGCCGUCGUUAA
Molecule: messenger RNA, 2088 nt
Organism: Ophidiomyces ophidiicola
Lineage: Eukaryota; Fungi; Ascomycota; Eurotiomycetes; Onygenales; Onygenaceae
Exons: 5
Coding region: 1-2088 (695 amino acids)
Biological process (GO): positive regulation of transcription by RNA polymerase II
Cellular component (GO): nucleus
Molecular function (GO): sequence-specific DNA binding; DNA-binding transcription factor activity
Source: RefSeq, a predicted model, not a curated record